CCGGCUGAAAGAGAAAAAAAUGUCACCUAUUUAAAAAAAUAUUUAUUUCCCACUUUUAUUCUUCGAAUCUACGGUAGAAUUAAUUGGAAAAAAAAUAAUAUUCUUUUUGGAUCAGAAAAUAAUUAAAAUUCGCGAUAGCGAAAAAUUCUUGUUUUGAUCUUCCAUUGAAGGGUUCAUCGAUUUCUGGGAGCUUUCUGAUUCAAAGGGGUUUUUCAGAAAAUGGAGAAAGUAAUGAAUAUAUUGAAGCCAAAACCGAAUCCUCAACAGAUUUUGAGGGAUUGGCAACGUCGGCUACGGCAAGAGUGUCGGAAUAUUGAACGUCAAAUUCGAGAUAUACAAAGGGAGGAGAAGAAUGUACAGAAAGCAAUUAAAGAAGCAGCAAAGAGAAAUGAUAUGGGUUCUGCCAAGGCACUUGCUAAAGAGAUUGUGAGAUCUAAAAAAACUGUGAACCGAUUAUACGAGAAUAAGGCGCAGUUGAAUUCAAUAUCCAUGCACCUUGGGGAAAGUGUUGCCAUUGCUCGCACAGUGGGACAUUUGUCUAAGAGUGCUGAAGUCAUGAAGCUCGUCAAUAAUCUUAUGAAGGCUCCAGAAGUGGCUAUGACAAUGCAGGAGUUUAGUAAAGAAAUGACCAAGGCUGGUGUCAUGGAAGAAAUGGUCAAUGAUGCGGUGGACAGUGCCCUGGAUUCAGAAGACAUGGAAGAGGAAAUUGAAGAAGAAGUUGACAAGGUCUUGACUGCAAUUGCUGGUGAAACCACUGCACAACUACCUGAAGCAGUCCGAAAGGAGAAGCUAAAGCAACCCGCCCAGGCAGUGGAGGAUGCAGAGGAUGACGAGGAGGAUUUAGAAGAACUAAGGGCACGUCUUGCUAAAGUUAGAUCCUAAGUGAUUUUAAAAAUUGACUUGCACUGCCUCUAAGGCUGCGAUGUAAAAUAUGUUGUGUGUGAAACACAGACCUCUUCUAUGGUCUGACGAGCUGCAUCUUCUAUCUGGAAGAGAGGAUAUUGAAGUACCUUCUAUAUCUUAGAAUCAAUACUCAUGAUUUCUUGUAUUGAUUAUCAAUGUGAGUUGUGAUCUUUUUCUCUUUGCCCAUGCAUUUCACUGUAUGGAAACUGAAAAUCUAUGCUAACAACAUUUCUUGCUAUUUAGUAGAA
This is a messenger RNA of Solanum verrucosum, 1151 nucleotides long. Its product is annotated as vacuolar protein sorting-associated protein 24 homolog 1-like. NCBI's taxonomy places the organism in Eukaryota, Viridiplantae, Streptophyta, Magnoliopsida, Solanales, Solanaceae. Gene Ontology annotation, biological process: endosome transport via multivesicular body sorting pathway; late endosome to vacuole transport; protein transport. Gene Ontology annotation, cellular component: multivesicular body; ESCRT III complex. The transcript has 6 exons. The record is from RefSeq and is a predicted model, not a curated record. Bases 220 to 882 code for a protein of 220 amino acids.